Molecule: messenger RNA, 1981 nt
Organism: Paramacrobiotus metropolitanus
Lineage: Eukaryota; Metazoa; Tardigrada; Eutardigrada; Parachela; Macrobiotidae
Exons: 9
Coding region: 104-1471 (455 amino acids)
Source: RefSeq, a predicted model, not a curated record
AAUUUGCUCAUUUCAUUGAUUUCAUCCAGAAUUCUUGAUUGUUUCUGCUCGUUCAAAGUGGUACUGUAAUAUCCCUAUUUGAUUAACUUUGAAGUCAGCUCCAAUGGACGCGAUGUCCGAUUCGACGACCGUGUUGGCGUCUGCGGAGGACGCUGAUGAUCACAUUGAUCAGGGAAUUGGAGAAGAAGCGCGGACCUGCAUUUCGCCAAGCGACGCUGCCGUCGACCGAGCAUCUCACAGCGAUUAUGGCUCCUCGUCCGCCAAGUCAUCCCCUGACACCAGCCAUUUGAAGAACAAGCCGCAACAGACUGUUAUCGAGGAGGAGAAACUGUUGGGACAAAACCCCAGAUCGGCGAAGCGCCUUAAAAAUGUCUCAGCAGACAUGGAACAGAGAUUCUGUGACGCGUUGAAGAGACCCGACUACCAGGUGAAGAAGCUCAACCUCAGCAUCCCGGACAAAAUCAUCGUGCGGGCCUCCAAAACGACCGACCACGUGCUGGUCAUGGGCACUGUCAGCUUCAUGCUGGACCCGCUACCGUGUCCCUACGCCGGACAGGAGGCGGCCUGCCAAGACUUCCGCGCUUGCGAGCCGCGCUUGCUGAAGGCGCACCUGCAGACCAAGCACGACCUGCGCAACGUCGUCCUGAAUUUCGUUUGCCCGUGUGCGGGUCGGUUCAACGGCAGGCAGAGUUGCCCGGUGGUGCGCUUUGAUCCCGGCGACAUCUACAUGCGCAAGCACCUGCGGGAGGACCACCGGAAGUACUACGAAGCGGUGUGUGCGGCGCUGGUGGACGCCAAGGCAGGCGAGGAUCCGCAGAUCGCCCAGAAACGGGAGAGGUUUCUGCGUCGCGCCCGCCGCAGGUACUUCCCGGGAUGGACGCAUGACAGGAACGAGCUCUUCCCCAGCCAGAUCAUCCCGGACCGGAUCGUUAUUCGCACGGAAAUGGGCGACGUGGAUGGCAAGCAGCCCGGGAAACGUGAAAUCAAGUACAUCUGCAACAUCGAUCCGUGCCAGGAUCACAAGAUAGGCGGUCCGCAAGGUUCGCGGCAAAUGCACCAUCACCUGGUGAUGCAGCACGCGUCCCGCUUCGAUUUGGGCACCAACUUCUUCCACAAAUGCCCUGCCGAAGAGGUGUGUGAGGAAAUUGUGUUUGCCGGCGAUAACCAGCUGGAAGCGCACGUCCACGCGCUGCACCCCGAGCUGCUGGGCAAAGAGAAGAAAUACUCGGAGGCCGCCCAGAAGAAUCGGGAAGCGCUGGAGGACAAGAUUCCCUGCGUCCGCAUGGGAGAGGCCCUCACCAACCAUCUGCACACUGACAAGGACAAGCAGCUGUUUAUGCUGCGCUACACUUGUCCUGUCGAGACGUGCGGCAAAGCCUUCAUGGGUGCGGGGGAGUCUGCGCGGAAAUACAUGGUCUGGCACGUGGCUUCUGCCCAUCAGGACGUCUGGAAUGUGGCCGCGGAAGAGUGAUGCUCUGUGCUGGCUCAUCUGUGUUGCCAGUCCCGGAUGGGCUACGCGACAGGUCUUCGCGGGGCGUUUGGUGUUUUGGACAUUUCGUCUAAGGACAACUCGUUUUUGUGGCAAACAGUCAUGUGACUGUUCGUUGCCAUCGACCAGUCGAAAAUUUUUGAUUCCCCAGAUGUCGCGCGACCAAAUGUCAUACAGCACAACGAGUUGUCCCAAAAGAAAUUAGCCGCUGCGACGAAGAACGUAUGUUGAAAUGCCCCGCGAGCACUUGGACUGUCACGCCCGGAUGAACAACCUCCUCGGAUGGCGAAUCUGUGUUCGGACCAAGAAUUAAUGUGCCGCAUUUCCUUUUCUACAAUUUGUAUUGCUCUUUUUGCUGCCUUUGUUACCAAGAAUAGUCUGCCCUUUGCCCACCCCGCAGCGCUUUUUCUCGCUGUUCAGGUCGUCGGUGGAACGGCUCGUGCAAGUCUUCCGUAUUUUCCGACUGUUUAGCUGAUAUCCCAAUAAGUAUUA